AUGGACGGGUUGAAUGACUAUCGAACGACGAGAGUAGCUGAGGUGCUCUCCGAUUUCCGCACCUUGCAGUUCUACAUCGCGGCAGCGCCCACCGAUCCCAAUAACAUGGAAGACUACUACACCGAAGGCUGGGCGGCUCUGCGCCAAUGCUCCCUUGACGGGCAGCACAUUCUCAACUGCGCCGCCGACACCAGUGUUCCACAAGCGAGCGGCGGGUCUCUCGAACAGGAGAAGGCGGAGUUGAAGCAAUGCUUGCUUGACGCGUUCUCCAGGAGACACGAGUGCCAAAAGAUCUACCUGCGACAAGCUGCUGCGCAGCGAUGGGUUACCAAUCGAGAUGGCAUUUUGCAAGGUGGACGCCCCAACACGAGGAAUCAAACUCACCUGAGAGCGUGUGAUCAACAGUUAAGAGCUGAGCUCGCUACCAUCAUCGACGAGGCGAUUUACAACGAAUUGCAGGCAUCCGAUAACGCCAUGGGCCGCUGGACGGCUGAGGACCCCAGCCAACGAAGUGUGCAGCGCUGGCUCCGCGCACGACGACCUUAG
Molecule: messenger RNA, 546 nt
Organism: Colletotrichum orchidophilum
Lineage: Eukaryota; Fungi; Ascomycota; Sordariomycetes; Glomerellales; Glomerellaceae
Exons: 4
Coding region: 1-546 (181 amino acids)
Source: RefSeq, a predicted model, not a curated record